GAUCCUCUUGCCAUUUAGACAACAAAUCGCUGAGAGAAUUACAAGGAACAGAUUAUCAUUUGAAAUUAGCUGGUUAUGACUUUGAAGAAUAAAAUAAGGUUUGCUUUUUCUAAAAAUAAUGGCACCAGUAACACUACUCAUCUCACAAUAUUGUGUCUAUGGUUGGUAUUUAGCGGGACCAGAAGCCAAACGCCAACAAUCACUGAAUCCACAAUACAGCAAUCAACAGAAUCAACAGCAGAAUCAUCGGCAUCUACCGGGACUCUGGUUCCAAGCACUACAUUUGAAGCAUCACCAACAACAGAGAACAUACAAACAAGUACACCUACAAAUCUACCAUCAAAAACAACAGAACCAACCACUACCGCUGAAUCCAAAGCACAAUCUAUAACAACCACAGAAGCAACAGCAGCAGAAACAACUGCAUCUAUAACUGCUCAAGAUCCAAGCACUAUGACUGAAAUAACUACACAGGAAACUCUAGUAAAUACACCUAUAACUGUGUCAUCACCAUCUACAACACCAAUGACAGAGCUGACUGCUAUCACUUUAUCCACAACACAGCCUACAUCAAGCAAAGAAUCAACAACAGCAGAAACAACUGCAUCUACAGAUAUUCCAGCUCCAAGCAGUACAAGUGAAGCACCACAAACUAAUAAGGAAACAACCACAAUAGUACCAUCAACUACAAUACCAACAACGGAACCAACCAUUACCAAUGAAUUCACAACACCGGCUACAGCAACCACAGAACAACCAAGAGCAGAAACAACUGCAUCUACAACUACUCCAGCUCUAAGCACCACAGCUGAAACAUCAACAACUACAUGUACAACUGUCCCAACAACAAUUACAACACAAAUAAUGGAAGUGACCACUAAUGAAUCCACAACACAGGCUGAAACAAUCACAGCACCAACAAUAGAAACAAUUGCAGUUACAACUACUCCAGCUCCAAGCACUAAAUUUGACACACAAACAACUACAGAGGAAACAACCAUACCUACAACUAUACCAUCAUCUAUAACACCAACACCAACCAUCACUACUGAAGCCACAAAACAGGCUAAAACAACCAUAGAACCAACAACAACAGGAACAACUCCAUACACAACUAUUCCAGCUUCAAGCACUAUAACUGUAGCAUCAACAGCAGAAUCAACUAGAUUAACAACCACCAUUGCUACAAGCAGCACAGCAGAAUCACCAACAACUACAGAGGAAACUCCAUCAACUACAUCUACAACUGGGCUAGCAACAACCCUAACAAAGGAAGUAACCACUACCACUGAAUCCACAACACAGGCUACAACAAAAAUAACAACAGAAGGAACAAUUGCAUCUACAACUACUCUGGCUUCAAGUGAUGCAACUGAAACAUCAACAACUAGAGAAGAAAUCCCAACAACUGCACCCACAACUGUCCCAACAACAAUUAUAACACAAAUAUCUGAACUGACCACAAGUGAGUCUACAGCACAGACUGCAACAACCACAGAACCAAUAACAGCAGAAUCAGUGGGAUUAAAAACUACCAUAGCUCCAAGCACAACUAAAAAAUUAACAACUGCAGAGGAAAAUCAAUUAUCUACACCUACAUCUCUACCACAAACUACAACAAUGACAACAGAAGUAACCACCACAACUGUACCAACAACAAAUACAGCAACAACAAUUGAAUUUACCACUACCAUUUUAUCCACAACAUGGUCUAUAACAACCUCAGAAUCAACUACAGCAGAAUCAACAGUAUCUACAACUACACUGGUUCAAAGCACUACAACUAAUACAUCAGCAACUACAGAGGGGACACCGACAUCUACAGCUACAACUGUACCAAUAACAGAAAUGACCACUACCAAUGAAUCCAGAACACAGGCUGCAACAAGCACAGAACAAUCAACAGCAGAAUCAACACCAGCAGAAUCAACUAGAUUAACAACUACCUUAGCUCCAAGCACCACAACUGAAGGAUCAUCAACUAGAGAAGAAACUCCAUUAACUACACCUAUAACUGUACCACCAUCUGCAAUACUAACAACAGAAGAAUCAACAACAGCAGAAUCAACUGGAUUAACAACUACCUUAGCUCUAAGAACAAUUGAAGCACCAAUGACUACAGAGGAAACUGCAUCAACUACACCUACAACUGUGCCACCAACUCCAACCAAAACAAUGGAGGUGACCAUUACCACUGAAUCCACAACACAGGUUACAAUAACCACAGAACCAACAACAGAAGAAUCAUCUGGAUUAACAACUACAUUAGCUCCAAGCACCACAAGGGAAGCAUCAGCAGCAACAGAGGAAAUGCUAUCAACUACAGCAACAACAGCAGAAUCAACAGCAUUUACAAAUAGUCUGUUUCCAAGCACUACAACUGAAGCAUUAAUGACUACAGAGGAGAGCCCAUCAACUAUACCUACAACUGUACCAACAACAAUUACAAUACUCACAACUGAAUUGCCCACUACCACUUUAUCCACAACAUGGGCUACAGUAACCACAGAACCAACAACAGCAGAACCAACUGCAUUUAUAACUACACUGAUACAAAGUACAGCACCACAAACUACAAUACUAACAACAGAAGUGACCACUACCACUGAAUCCACAACACAGGCUACAAUAAACACAGAACCAACAACAGUAAAAUCAUCGGGAUUAACAAUUACAUUAGCUCUAAGCACCACAAGGGAAUCAUCAACAACUACAGAGGAAACUCCAUCAACUACACCCACAACUCUCCAACCAACUACAAUACUAACACCAGAAGUGACUCAUACAACAUCCACAACACGGGCUGCAACCAUCACACAACAUACAGCAGAAUCAACAACAGCAGAAUCAGCUGGAUUAUCAACUACCUUAUCUCUAAGAACAACUACAGAGGAAACUCCAUCGACUACACCUACAACUGUGCCACACAUUACAACUCAAACAAUGGAGGUGACCACUACCACUGAAUCCACAACACAGGCUACAACAACCACAGAAUCAACAAAAGAAGUAUCCACAACAGGAGAAUCAACAGGAUUAACAACUACCUUAGCUCCAAGCAUCACAACUGAAUCAACAACUACAGAGGAAUGUCAAUCAACUAUACUGAUAACUGUGCCACAAACUACAACUAAAUUAAUGGAAACAACCUCUAUUCCUCAAUCCACAUCACAGGCUUCAAUAACUAUAGAACCAACAACAGAACAAUCAGCUGCAUCUAUAACUAUUUGGGGUUCAAGCACUACACCUAAAGCAUCCACAACUACAGAGGGGCCACCAGCAAUUAUAACAACAGCAGAAGUAACCACUAUCACGGAAACUACAACACGAGCUACACCUACAGAAUCAACAACAGCAGCAUCCACAACAACAGAAUCAACUGGAUUAACAACCAUCAUAGCUCCAAACACAACUGAGGAAACUCCAUCAACUACACCUCCAACUGUGCCACCAACUACAAGUCUAAUAAUGGAUGUGACCACUACCAGUGAAUCCACAGAAGAAUCAACAACAGCAGAAUCAACUGGAUUAACAACUACCUUAGCUCUAAGAACAAUUGAAGCACCAAUGACUACAGAGGAAACUGCAUCAACUACACCUACAACUGUGCCACCAACUCCAACCAAAACAAUGGAGGUGACCACUACCACUGAAUCCACAACACAGGCUACGACAACCACAGAAUCAACAACAGAAGUAUCCACAACAGCAGAAUCAACAGGAUUAACAACUACCUUAGCUCCAAGCAUCACAACUGAAUCAACAACUACAGAGGAAUCUCAAUCAACUAUACUGAUAACUGUGCCACAAACUACAACUAAAUUAAUGGAAACAACCUCUAUUCCUCAAUCCACACCACAGGCUUCAAUAACUAUAGAACAAACAACAGAACAAUCAGCUGCAUCUAUAACUAUUUGGGGUUCAAGCACUACACCUGAAGCACCAACAACUACACCAACAACAGAAAUAACCACUAUCACUGAAUCCACAACACAGGCUACAACAACCACAGAAUCAACAACAGCAGCAUCCACAACAGCAUUUUCCACAACAGUAGAAUCAACUGGAUUAACAACCAUCAUAGCUCCAAACACAACUGAGGAAACUCCAUCAACUACACCUACAACUGUGCCACCAACUACAAGUCUAAUAAUGGAUUUGACCACUACCAGUGAAUCCACAGAAGAAUCAACAACAGCAGAAUCAACUGGAUUAACAACUACCUUAGCUCUAAGAACAAUUGAAGCACCAAUGACUACAGAGGAAACUGCAUCAACUACACCUACAACUGUGCCACCAACUCCAACCAAAACAAUGGAGGUGACCAUUACCACUGAAUCCACAACACAGGCUACGACAACCACAGAAUCAACAACAGAACACUACACCUGA
Pangasianodon hypophthalmus (striped catfish) is the source of this 4392-nucleotide messenger RNA. RefSeq names its product mucin-2-like. The record is from RefSeq and is a predicted model, not a curated record. NCBI's taxonomy places the organism in Eukaryota, Metazoa, Chordata, Actinopteri, Siluriformes, Pangasiidae. Bases 76 to 4392 code for a protein of 1438 amino acids. The transcript is spliced from 5 exons.